AGCCACUUUGAAAUUUGUUGGGAUCAACGGCAACACAUAUAAAUCAAAUCGGAGAUAAAUACCAAAAAAAAAAAAAAAAUCAAAUCGGAGAAGAGAAGUCCAGCCGAAACAAUGAAUCCAUUGGGUGCAGCAGCAGGGAGGAGGAGCAUGUCGACGGUAUCCAAAGCCGUUGCUGAAAUUGUCGGUGUCGGCAAAACCAAGCACCGAAAAGCUACCAGUGAACUCUGCUCCUUCAUGGGCAUCCCUCAUCACUCUCGUUCCGAAAUCGCCUCCAUCAUUUCAAAGUUCAUCAAACUCUACAGUUUCAGGAAUCCUGGUAUUAAGAAAGACAAACUUUGGGAGCAGAAUUUGCAAACACUGUUGCGUGGUAGAAAUAGUGUUGGUUUUCCUGAGAUUGCUAAGAUUUUGUCUCCGGAAUUCAGCCAGGGUGCGAUUAAUAUCAAGGAUACUAAUAUGGAUUCUUCCACGGAUAACACUAAGGGGAAAGGCUCCCAGAAGAAAGGGAAAAAGAAAUAGGAAGUGGAGGCACUUGGUUGGUUUUUUUCUGUUGCUAGGUAGGAACCAAGUUAGAUUUUGAAGGUUUCUCUGUUUUACUUAUUAUAUGCAAAUCUGAAUGAUAAUUUCAUGACAGUGUACCAAUAACAAAACUUGAGGUUCAGGAUUGAAACUAGUUUGGCUACUGCCUUGUGGUUCAUUGACAAAAUAAUAUAUCUUUUUUUCGUGUUC
This is a messenger RNA of Vicia villosa (hairy vetch), 726 nucleotides long. RefSeq lists its product as uncharacterized. The transcript is spliced from 2 exons. The coding region runs from base 112 to 516 and encodes 134 amino acids. The record is from RefSeq and is a predicted model, not a curated record. Lineage: Eukaryota; Viridiplantae; Streptophyta; Magnoliopsida; Fabales; Fabaceae.